This is a messenger RNA of Aspergillus terreus NIH2624, 711 nucleotides long. RefSeq lists its product as uncharacterized. Gene Ontology annotation, cellular component: Golgi membrane; endoplasmic reticulum membrane; COPII-coated ER to Golgi transport vesicle. The transcript is spliced from 2 exons. NCBI's taxonomy places the organism in Eukaryota, Fungi, Ascomycota, Eurotiomycetes, Eurotiales, Aspergillaceae. The record is from RefSeq and is a predicted model, not a curated record. The coding region runs from base 1 to 711 and encodes 236 amino acids. Gene Ontology annotation, biological process: endoplasmic reticulum to Golgi vesicle-mediated transport. Gene Ontology annotation, molecular function: COPII receptor activity.
AUGUGGAUACUACCCUUACUGGGCUAUCUAGGUGUGAUAGUCGGAUUCUCCUUCCUCACCCUUGCCAUAGCAUCGGGCCUCUACUACCUCUCCGAGCUCGUAGAAGAACACACCGUGCUCGCCCGCCGCCUGCUCACCCGCCUCAUCUACGGCAUAAUCAGCAUCCAGAUCCUCCUCUGCCUAAUUGACCGCUUCCCGCUGUCCCUCUCGCUGCUCAGCAUAAUCUCGCACCUCGUCUACGCCAGCAACCUGCGGCGCUUCCCGAUUGUCAAACUCUCCGAUCCGCUCUUCAUCCUCUCCUGCGUGCUGGUCGGCCUGAACCACUGGCUCUGGUUCCGGCACUUCUCGCGGCCGCUGCCGCUGGCGCCGCGCGGCGGCGGCAGCUGGCGGCAGCCGUACGCCGUCAGCGUCGAGGACAUGCCGACCUUCACGGAGGUGGCGUCGUAUUUUGGGCUGUGUGUGUGGCUUGUGCCGUUUGCGUUGUUUGUGAGUCUGAGUGCGGGCGAUAAUGUGCUGCCUACGAUGGGGUCGGAGUAUGCGACGGGCGAGCGGGUGUCCAGCGCGGGACUGGGGCCCGCGGGACUGGCGUCGGAUGGGAAGAUGAAGAACAAGGGCAUGGCGAAAGCGUUGGUGGAUGGGGUAAGGGAGUUUGUGAGGGAGAAUGGGGAGCUGAUGGGGUUUUGGAGGGGUGAACGCUCGAAACGGUUCUAA